Molecule: messenger RNA, 1272 nt
Organism: Vicia villosa (hairy vetch)
Lineage: Eukaryota; Viridiplantae; Streptophyta; Magnoliopsida; Fabales; Fabaceae
Exons: 1
Coding region: 1-1272 (423 amino acids)
Molecular function (GO): zinc ion binding; nucleic acid binding
Source: RefSeq, a predicted model, not a curated record
AUGACAUCAGCAUCUCCGGUGGCCAGUCCGACACCGUUUUCACUUCAUGCGUCAGGGAGGGGGGAAGGAAACAAACCGCCUGAUAAUGGAGGAGGAGGGAGUAGUAUUAGGCGCAGUAGUGAGUCUCAGAAGGUGGGGAUAGAGGGAGUCUCCUACAGAAAUGUUGUCACGGGAGAGAUUGGUGAGGAUGGAGGGGUUAGUGAUGGAGGAGGAUCGAAGGAGAUGGGGCAAGAGGAGCAUGAAGAUCUCUUUGUGGACACUGAAGGGAUCACUAUGAAAGAAGGGAAGAGAGGAGGAUAUGAUUGUCCUUUGAUAAUCUUAUCCAAAUAUGAUGAAACGAGAAUUCAGAGGCCAUGGAGAAGAGGUGUGAUUGUUAAGCUCUUGGGGAGGAGGAUUGGGUUUAAGGCUUUGGAGAAUAGAUUGAAGCAAAUGUGGGUGAGGAAAGGGAUCAUUCGCAUUAUUGAUCUUGGAUAUGAUUAUUACUUAGUUUGCUUCACUCAUGAUGAUGAUAAAAACGCAGCGAUGAUGGAUGGACCUUGGUUCAUCUAUGAUCACUAUCUUACGGUUAAAGAAUGGACUCCAGACUUCCAUCCUGAAAAUGAUUCAAUAGUGAACGUUGCAGUGUGGAUAAGAAUUUCAGGACUUCCGGUGGAAUACUAUGACCCAAUAAUUUUACAGAUCAUAGGAAAUUUGGUGGGACGAACCAUUAAGGUAGACAAGAACACCUUGCAAGGAGAACGUGGCAAAUAUGCACGAAUUUGUGUAGAAGUUGACAUCUCGAAACCUCUUCUUGCCAUGUUUGAAUUGAAGAACAAGAGCUAUAGAGUUGAGUUUGAGGGGUUGCAUUUGCGGUGCAUAACCUGUGGGGAGUUCGGACACUAUAAGGAGGGAUGCCCUCAAAAGAUGAAUCUAGUGAACAAUGCUGUGACAUCAAAUGACCAAGGAGGUAUGGUAGACGGUGAGAAGACCGGGAAGACUAAUGUAGCUGAAGGAUUAGGAGCUGGAGAUGGCCCUUGGCAGGUGGUCCAGAAACAAAGGCGCCCAAAAAAAUCACUAGAGGUUAGAAAAAAAUCGACGCCGGCGGGAUCAUGGUUGGCAAAAGUUGGGUCUAGGUUUCACGCGCUUGGUGGUGACGGUGGUGAAACUAGUUUUACUAAUAAGGAAACUAUUAAUGAGGAUACAAUGGAUAUGGAAAAUGGAGAUAUGAAUAAAGAGGGGGCACAAGUAUUAAUGUGGAAAAUACUUUGGAGCAGCAAAUUAAAACAGCAAUGA